This is a messenger RNA of Chaetomium fimeti, 4374 nucleotides long. RefSeq lists its product as uncharacterized. NCBI's taxonomy places the organism in Eukaryota, Fungi, Ascomycota, Sordariomycetes, Sordariales, Chaetomiaceae. Bases 401 to 4051 code for a protein of 1216 amino acids. The record is from RefSeq and is a predicted model, not a curated record. The transcript is spliced from 2 exons.
AUCAAGAUCAAUGUUCAAUUUUUGGGGGCUCUGUUUGGCAAUAAAUAAAAACGUUGCAUUUAAUUACUUCGGACCGUGCAUUGCACCACAGAUUCCUCCGACCACUGUUUCGUAUCUUCGUUCUCUCCCUCCAGGACAUCACCCCGUGUUCUUGGCGCCAGAUAAGCAGACAGCUCCCCAAUCCUCCAGUUUCUUUUUUUCUUGAACCGGCCCAUCCCAUCCCAUCUCUCUUCAGCACAAAGCCUCCCGGCCAUCGCGCGACGACAAAACCGACUGUUCCGUCCCCCGGGGCGUGCCUGAUCUUCAGAGACCGAGCACACGCAGCUCUCCCGCUCGACGCAUUGGCGCGGCUUCCGGUUGUCAGCCUGGCGCUGAACCACGCCGCAUCCGCAUCUGCAUCAUGGCCGACGCGAAUGGCACCACUGCUACCCUGAAGGGCAAGGCAUCGCGGCCGGAAAAUGGCAUCAAUGGCGCGGUAAAAUCUCCGGCCAACGGCCACGCGAUGAGCCCCAAGUCGAAGGAGGCGCGCCGUCGACCUAGCAUGCUCGCCAGAACGUUUAGCAUUGCUGCACGGCUGCUGACCUGGUAUUCUAUCUUGUCGAUCCUUUUCCGGUGCCCGGCCACCCUCGAAGCCUGCGACGACACCUCUCCGCGCAUCUGCAAGCCCUACUUCCAGGUCAAACACGCCGUCGUGCCCCGCGUCGAACCCUACUAUGACAUCUACGCAGCUCCGUACGUCGAGCUGGUGCGGCCAUACUACAACACGGUCGACCAAACCGUCAUCACACCCACCUGGAGCUAUGCUAAGCAGUAUGGUGCCCCACACUUGCAGCAAAUACAGGCACUGGGCACCGCUCAGUGGGAGAAGAGCGUCCAGCCGCAGGUCGAAAAAUACCAGGCUCUCGCCAGGGCGCAGUACGACGAGAAGCUGGCACCGCACAUCGACCGCGUCUCGGCCGCCUUUGGGCCGUACUACGACAUUGCGCGGACCAACACGCUGCAGACUUACCACGAGCUGCUGGUGCCGACGUACCUGUACCUGCAGCCGCAUCUGCACGAGGGCUACCGCGCGACUUCGGCUUUUACGAGCGGCACUGUGGUGCCGGCAUUUGUCUGGACCUGGAACAAGACCUAUGUCUUUUUAGACGGCACCGUUGGGCCGCAGAUCAGAGCUGUCUACGUGGAAAACGUCGAGCCCCAGCUUGUUAAGAUCGGCAAGCGGCUGGGCCGCUACAGCAGCACCGGCAAGAAGUCCAUCCCGAAGCCACCGGCCGACUCCUCGACGAGCGCCUCGACCGAGACCACCUCCUCGUUCACCAAGCCUGCCGUCUCGGUAACUACGGCCCCCACCUCUGCGCCGUCCGUCAGUGCCGCCGAGACUGAAAAGGAGCGUGCCUCUUCCGACCCCGCCCGCUCCAGGUCAACGAUGGAGCCGAUUCCCCCGCCGGAAGUCGACGAGAAUCUCGAAAAGGAGGACCCCACGCGCCGCGAGACUCGGGAGAUCGUGGCGGCCGAUCUCAAGGACUGGCAAGAGCGGUACGCCAAGGCUGCCGACGAGGCCGCCGCCGAGAUUGACGACCGCGUGCAAGAAAUUGCCAAGACGAUGAUCCAGCGGGAUGCCAGAACCACGGGCAAGUCGCGCCUGGACCAACUGCGAACCACGGCCGUCUCGGAGCUUGUCAAUCUCCGCCGCGCGAUCCAGCAGGUCGUCGCGACCGUGAACAAGGGCGGCGCCACUGCCGAAGAGGGCCAGGAGCAGAUCGUCAAGGCCGUCCGACGGGCCGGCAUGGCGGUCAAGGAGAAGGGCCAGGCCGUGCGUACGUGGCGCGAGAGGUACGAGAUCGAGAUGCAGAGGUCCGUCACGCAAGCCGCCGAGACCCACUUCGUCAUCCUCGAGAACAUCCGGGACCUGGCCCUCCAGAAGAUCGGCAUGAAGUGGGCGUGGACCGACGGAAUCACGUACAAGGACUGGGCCAAGUACCACCUCCUCAAGAGCCGCUUUGACGAAUGGAAGGGUGAUCUCCAAAACCACGUCACUAGCCACCCGAGUCUCGAGGCCGCCCAGAUCGAGGCCGCCAACAUUGAAGACGACGCGAUGGGCGUUGCUUCCGCGACCGCCAAGGAGCUCGCCCGCCUGAAGCAGGUCGCCAACUGGAAGCUGACGGCCGGCGACGACACGACAGAGUUUGAUAGCACCCUGAUGGAACAGGCCGCCGAGGCCGCCGAGGCAGCGAGACUCGCCGCCGCCAGUGCUGCCGAGGCAGCCACGGAUGUUGCUGGGGACGCGGAGGGCUCGGUGGUCGACGGCGCCGACGAAGGCAUCAGCCAUGCUUCUGAAGCUACCCAGGCCACUUUCGGGUCGCCGGAGGCCGAGGAACAAGAUGUCAUCUCGGAGGGCAGUUCCGCCUCUGGAACCUCGGACCCCUCAUCCGAGUCUGCCGUCGAGGCCUCGUUAGUGCUGGAAGACUCGGAGACCAACCCGACCGACCCUGCCCGUGUCGAAGAUGCCCCCGAGCCGGAAGUGGAGGAAGAAGCCGAACCUGCAGCUGAAGCCUCUGAGGAGCUCUCUACCGUCGUCGAGCCCACAUCCGAGCCGACCCCCGAUGCCGUUGAUCAACCCGACGUCGCCUCGAGCAUGAUCUUUGAGACUCCCGUGGUGGUGGGCAACUUUACCGAGCAGGCGGACGAGGAUAAGGCCGCACCUGUCGAGUUGCCCGUCGAGGAUUCUGCAGAGGAUUCCACCGAGGAUUCCACCGAGCCUGAGCGUGAGGAUAUGCAGUCCGAUGAAACCGCCCUGCCCGUCUCCGACACCGCGACCGUGAAGCCGGCGCUCUUCGGCGCCGCCGCCCAGUCUGUGCCCAACCGCAAGCCGAUCCUCGACGAGGAUGAUGAUACGCUGGACGAUAUUUCAGCGGCCAUGGAGUCGAUGCGCGAGGAUCUCAAGUCGGCAUACACGUCGGCCAUGUCGCGUGCCAGCGACCAAUACUCGCAAGCGCUCUCGAUCGUGUCUGUUCAGAUUCGCGGCACCCCGAUGCCAGCCCACGAGCAACUACUAUCAUCCGUCACGGCCGCAUACAGCAACGCCAUGGCUUCGGCGAGUGCCCAGCUCGACAACGCCAUCAAGGCCGCGUCUGGCCAGGUGUACGGCACAGAAACGACCAAGACCGGCAUCCUCCCCACAAGCAUCCCGGUUCCCGAGGUCCCUGGCUUUGACUGGGCCCAGAUCGAGGCGAUCGCCUCGGAGCGACUGCAGCAAGGCCGCGCGUGGGCCGAAAAGGAGUACGAGAGCGCCAAGACCGCCAUUGGCCUGGCCACCCCGACUCCGUCCGCACCCGAGCAAGUUAGCAGGCUGCUCGACAACGCGCGCCUCAACUACUACGCCGGGAUCGGCCUGGCGCAUGACCGGUACUCCGAGUUCCUCGCCGCCGCCAGCUCCGCCCUGAGCUCCGCGACCGCCGCUCCCACGCCCACGGACCUAGCCGGUUCCGCCUCUUCCGCGGCUUCUGUGGCCGGCGAGUCGGCAGCUUCCGCGGCCUCGGCAGCAAGCGAGGGUGCUUCCUCUGCCCUGUCUGCUGCCGCCGCGGCCGGUCACGACACGGCUGCCGCUGCGGGGGACAAGGUCGCCGAGAGCUGGGACGUCGUCGUCUCCAAGAUCAGCGUGCAGGUCUACGGCGCCCCGGCACCCACCGGCUGGUACCCGAGCGUGCUGAGCGCUGCCGGCGAGGGCGGGGCGGCCGUCACCAGCGCCGUCGACGCCUACGCCUCGGCCGGGUCCGAGGAGGUCGCCAAGCAGUACUCGGCCGCCAGCAGCAUCAUCUCCGAAGUGCUCGUCGGCAAGGACCCGUCCUUCUCCGAGAGCGUCAUCUCGCGCCUGGGCGCCGCCUACGCCACGGCGUCGAGUGUGGCGGACGCCGCCCAAGCGACUGCUGCUUCGGCCGCGGGCCAGGCCGGCGAGGCCGCCCGGAGCGUCGGCGACAGGGUGGCCAGCGCCGCGAGCGACGCCACCGAUGCCGUCAAAGACACGGCGGCCAGGGUCAAGGACGAGCUAUGAGAGGAAGUGGAAGAAGGCGGAUGAUACGAGACAUGACCAUGAUUCCGAGCGUUACUUGCUUCAUUGGGAGACGCCGGCGGGGGGCGUGUGUGUGAGACGGAGCCAGGGGGGUUAAUAAAAGUCAGGGGGGGCCGGGGGUGGCAAUCAAAUUGUAUUUUGACUCUCCUUUGUUGUAUCAUCACUAUCAUAUAUACCCUCUCUUAUUCGGUCUUGUUUCCUUGCCGGUUAUGAUGUUGUCGAGUCAUGCAGGUAGCAUCUAUUCCCAGAGUCACAAUCAAGAGUCAGAACGGUGAUAGGCAGCUGAAGCAACUCAUGUACAUGAU